AUGAACAUUUGUUGUUCGCGGGUGGGCAUUUAUUCUGAAUUCCCACAGUGGGGCCUCUGCACUGGCUGGGCUGUCCCCUUCUCUGCAGGGACCUAUGGACUAAGCAAUGCGCUGCUGGAGACGCCCUGGAGGAAGCUGUGCUUUGGGAAGCAGCUCUUCCUGGAGGCCGUGGAGCGGAGCCAGGCGCUCCCCAAGGAUGUCCUCAUUGCCCAGCUCCUGCAUGUGCUCAACAAUGACGAGGCGCAGCUGCCAGACCCGGCCAUUGAGGACCAGGGCAGGGAGUACGUGCAGCCCUUCCUGAGCAAGUAUGCGGCUGUGUGUGUGCGCUGCCCGGGCUAUGGCACCAGAACCAACACGGUCAUCCUCGUGGAUGCGGACGGGCACGUGACCUUCACAGAGCGUAGCAUGCUGGACAAGGACCCCGCCUGCUGGGAGACCAGCACCCAUGAGUUCAAGCUGCAGAGCUAACCCCUCUCCCUGGGUGUGGCCAUUGGGCUCCUGGAAGGCCCUGCCUCGAGGACCAGUGUGGAUAGGAACCUUCCGUAGGCACAUGCACUGCCUGUGACUUGGCCAAGCAUCCCCCAGGACCAGGGCCCUCUGGUGUUUCUGUGACCUGUCUGUGUCCACGUGUCCAGCUCAGGGUCUGCCCUUACGCCAGUAGGAGUGACAGAGUCCCACAGCCAGGCCUGGGGCAGGCCUAGGUGUGGUGUGCCCGUGUGAAGGCACCUGGGUCUGCCCCUGUCCAAGCACAGAGGUACAGAGUCGAGGCACAUGCUUCCAUGCACACCUGGAGGUGCACGGGCACACACACACCAUGCACAGGCAACAGAUAGGUGUACACAUGCUCAAAUGCACACCCAACCCCCAGCGUACACACGUAUGCAUGCUAGACAGGCAGAGAUGUGCCGCUCGCAUCUGCAGGUGCUUCUGGCCAGUGGGUCUUUGCUUUGAUCAAAACAACAGGGUGUAGACUUUUGUUUAAAAGUGGCUCCCUUUCUCCUGGGCGUAGUCCACUUCUGGACAGCUAGACUUGCUCUUGGAGAGGAGAGGCCCCAUUUGGAAUGAGAAAUGAGAACAACCCCAGAAAAACCCACUGUCAUAACAGAAGCACAGGCUGGUUGGUGGUCCUUUGUGCUCUGGGGAGUCUCCUGUGUGCAUGGGGUGGUCCUGUGGGGGGAGGGGGGUGGUCCUGCAUGAUGCCCCAGGGGUCCUGUGUAUGCUGGGGCACCUUGGUAGGCUCUCAGGCAACUACCUGCCCAUUGGGGGUCAUGGGUCUUGGGCAGGCCCUCUCAGUGAGGGGACACAGCCAGCCCUUGCUAUUUCCCUUCUCCUUAGGGAGUCAGACUUCAUAGGAAUCUGUACUUGAACGUGAGACCUUGAUAAUAAAACUCGGAGGCUGUGGUGAGUCA
This is a messenger RNA of Leptonychotes weddellii (Weddell seal), 1409 nucleotides long. Lineage: Eukaryota; Metazoa; Chordata; Mammalia; Carnivora; Phocidae. The record is from RefSeq and is a predicted model, not a curated record.